AUGGAGGUUCUUGAACACUUAAAAGUGCUGACGUCGCUAAAGUAAUCACUAGAAAUGUUCAGGAACUUCCAGGGCGCGUCCACUUUACGUUACGGAGGUCCAAGAUCUUUCAUUUCUUUUCAGUAAUAAUUUUGAUUUUUGUAGUUACCAUUGAGUCCAAGCUAAGAACUCCAUAUUAGAAUAGUUUUGAUGGAUCCAAAUUCCGAAAAUUUGUACUUCGCAUUCCUAGCAGCAUAAGUAGGGUCCGCAAGCCAUUUCUUCAAAACGAUCCAAAAAAUAUGUUUUUCACAUUGUUCGAUAGAGGAGACUGUCCAUUUUCAUAAUCCGUUCAGUUUUAGAAAAAAGCUCCACUAAGAAAAAAGUUAUGGCCAAAAAACUAACGCGCGCGGCGUACAACUGGAGGCAAAAUCUCACGGUUUACCCGCCGCCGCACGCUUUCUUUUUAAAUGUUUUUACGCAUUUCUGAACCGUUUUCGAAUCGGUUUUUUGUUCUGAGAGGCUGUCCGAACUAAGCUUCAUGUUUUGGUAUGAAUCUUUUGUACAAUCCUCAUAAGAAUUUUUUUGACAAAAUAUCAAAAAAACUACUUAGAAAAAAAGGUCAGAAGGAAUUUUUCAGCUUAUUUUUUUCUUUUUUUCUAAUCAGAAAAAAAUUAUUAUCAUUUGGUUUGGAAAAAAAGAAAAAAAUGAAAAAAAUAAUGUUAUUUCGAAAUAAAACAGGAAAAUGUGCAAUUUGACUCCAAAAAAAACAGCUCCUGCAAUAUUUAAAAGUGCGCAUCGGUGUGUUUGACGCAAACACUGCUACGGACACUUGCACGAAUUCUUCCAAAAUUUCAAAAAAAAUUGCCAUUUUUUCGAGGUUUUCAAAGCCGUUAUUUUUUUCGCGUCGUUUGAUUUUUUUCAUAGUUUUUUUGAUUGAUAGAGUUUUGAACGCUUAAUAAUAUAAUCAAAAAGUAUAGAAGCGAUCCUAUUCUCUCAUGCGUCAACGAGGCAGACGAAAAAAAGGAGGUUUUUGGUAAUAUUCAAAUAUAAUUUGAUUCGCUGUCCCAAUAAUUAUUUUUCAUUCUGAAUUUUUUUAUUCUUGAACACAUUGUGAGUUUUUAAAACAAAUAAAAAGUAUACCAUGUCGCUGAAAUUUUUUCGCAUUUCAGCUUCAAACUUUGGUGUCACUUUACAAGCUUCGAUUUUUUUUUCGCGUCGUUAGAUUUUUUUAAAUUUUUAUUCAAAAAAUAAAGAAAGUGUUAAUGUAUAACAUACUCAAAAUUCAGAAGCGUUCCUCACUUGGUUUUCUGAAACGCGACGAUUUUGUGAAACUUGUCAGUUUUUUUCGUGUUAAAUCUUACUUUUUCGCUUAUUUUUGAAAAAUACAUAGUUUUAAAAGUAUUCAGUCUUGUAGAGCGUUGUCGAUUACAUAGAUUAACAGAAACAGUUCAUUUUUAAAGUGGGACUUUAGCUAGUAUAAACGCCUCGAAACCGUUUCUGCAACAAAAAAAUCGUCAUUUUGGUGGCGUGAAGGGGCGGGGCUUUGCGCCCCCUAAGCAUAAGCAUUUUUUAUCAUCACUUUGAAAUUUUUCUGCGAAAAGUUAUGCGGAAAGGAGUACAGCUGUCUUUUUUUUCAGCGCAUCUCAAGACUUCAAGCUGUUCUACGUGAACGAGGAGGCGUCGAAGAUGUUCAGGUCGACGUUGACCGUCCGCGUGGUCGACGUCUUCGACCUGACCCAAUUCUCCACGCCGAUCGUCUUCAACGCUUCGGUUUCGGAUCACAACAGCAACGUCUCCGCCAUUUGUCAACUUCCGAGUGAUUUUUGGGCUUCUUUUUCAAAGUAUGAAAAAGUUUAAGAAAAUUGCGCCGCUGCUUCGUGUUCAUUGACCGAUAGUCUGGAAUUUUACGGGCUGAGUGAGAAUUUGAAGGCCAAGGUCUCUGUGCUUGCGGCUGGUCAAACUACGAAGUGAGUACAGAAAAAAAGAAAACGAUGCGAAAAACACAUGAAUAAAAGGGAAAUCUUCAAGUCGCCAAAUUUUUCUUCGAAAAAGUGUUGAUAAGCAUUGAAAAACCUUUUUUUCGAUUUUCGAGAUUUUCCGUUUGAAAGACUGUGGAAAAAUUUAAAAGUCUGAAAAUAAGAACCAUUUUCAGACUCACUUGUCGGGAUGGAUCCCAACAUUUGGAGUCUUGUUCUUCGCGAGGACAGCUCGUUCCCCACCCGACAAUGUUCAAUUGUGCAACUGGUUCGAGAAAAACAUCUACAAACGUAGAUCGAAUUGAAAACGAAGUUCAGACUACGUAGAACCUUUGGAGACGGCGAAGAAAAGCGUCUCGAGUUGCAACAAAUGCUUCAAACGCGGCACGGAAAGCUGUGGUCCGGCGGACGAGAAUUCUACCGAUUUAUACUGUAACUGCUCCCCAGACUAUAUGGUAAACUAGUCGGGUUACUGUAAUCAGGAAAGUGUGAACAGAUGUCAACGUGUUGGAAGAAAGUGGACCUCUGCGUCAAUGUCACGUGCAGUAAUCACGGAACGUGUCAAAUGUUGGACGUUGAGGUUGUUCUUGAAUGGUAUCUUCUGGUCGCAUUUAGAAUGGCUUUGCGGGGGUCGCUUCGGAACCGUCACGCGUUUAGCCAUUUCGCGUGCGACCAAAGUGACUGCUUUUCUUUUUUUUUUCCCCAAAGAUUGCUUCAAUUUCUCAUCUUAAUUAGAGCAUGUAACUUUUUGCAAAAAGAGAUUUUUUUGUUUUGAAAAAAAAAAUCUAUAUAAUCUCGUAAAAAAAGGAAAGUAAAUUUGAUCAAAUAGAUAUCGAACGUUUCUAGUAACCACUUUAGUAGCUUCAGCACUCUUAAGCGAUCCGCAGAUCUGAUCAGAAAAAUCCGGAGCGCGUCCGAUUUUCGUUACCAAGGCCCGAGUCGCAUUCUGUUUUAUCAAUAAAGCUUUUAUAUUUUGCUCAGUCGUCUCUUUUUAAUACUUGUCACGGUUUUGCUAUUUUUCCUCCUUUCCCCUUUUGAGUUGAAUGUUCUACUUCUGGGAAAUCAAAAACCGUUUUCAAAUUCAUAACUUCAGGCGGUUUGUGAGUGCGAUUUCGGGUAUGAAGGCGAUUUGUGUGAGGUUGACCGGAAUCCGGCCAGCCAUCGAAAUUCGAGCUCUUUUAUCGUAGGCCUUCCGAUUGAACACAAAAGAAACAAGGAACUUCCAAGGGACGAAUCGAUCUGGCGGACGCCACAGCGAUGGUUGCUGUACAGUUGUCGUUUUGGAGUGUGCUCGGACUUUUGUCGAAACUUCUUGGCAAGGUCAUCAUCGCCAACGAUGAAGACGUGAGUGCGGCGUGUAAAUUUCCUACGUUUUCAUGGAAGUUGGCAAAUUUUCAGACAGAUAGGCUAGCGCAAAAAAAAGCGCAAAAAAAAAACCGAUCGAAAAAAAUUUCAGAAAAAUGAAGAUGUGUUUUCUCCCGUCCUGCCUCAAAUUUGGUUCAAGGAAUGAAAUCCUAUUCUCUUCUCAAAUCAGGAGAUUUUUUUUAACAAAAAGCACGCCAAACUCAUUUUUCAAAGUUUUGAUUCUUUAACGGCGAAAAUUUUUUUUUGAAAGUUUGAGAAUUUCGUAUUGUACAGUUAACAGAAAUUCAAGAAAACCCGUAAAAUUAAGUUUUCUCCCAGAGUCAUUCAAAUUUAAAGGUUCAUGGUUUUGUGUUCCCCGAGCAUUCCAGUCGGAUGAAUGAUAUUUUGUAGCUGAUUCGCGGCUGGCUUGAGCCAUUUAAAAAAGGAUCCUAUAACGAAGAAAAAAGAGAUAAUACCUGGUUAUGUUUCGUGAAUCGACUACAAACCUUUUUUUACUUUAGAAAUGUCAUUUUGGUCAUUCUCACCUCAAUAAGAUGAUUUUAGGACCCACAAGAGAUCUACCAAACGCUUCGCGGCGUCAUUUUGACCUUUGCCACGAUGUGCGUCUUGUUUUUCUAUAAUCCGAACUUUUUGAGAAUCUCCCCGACCACUUGUCGCUUAUAUUUUCUGAUUGUUCAUUUCGCCUUUGGCUGGGGUUCGGUUUUACUCCAGUAUCAAAUUAUUCUUCAUUUGUAGCGUGUUCUCAAUGGAUUUUCGAAGGGUUCAACGUCAACGAAGUGCUUCGAUGUCGACAAAAGAAUCAGUGGGACCUCGAUUUCGAAUCGAGAAAGAGAAUGUAUUUUGGAGCCAUGGUUAGUUUGUUGAGUACCAAAAACGAUAAAGCUGUAAAACUGUGCUAUAGAGCUGCACUGAAGCCGGGAAAGUUUGAAAAUAAUUUAACGAAUUUCACAAAAAUAAAAUUAUUUGAUCUCGAAUCAUUCAGCUUUCAGAGAAUUGUUUAAAAAAAAAAACGAAGCUUAUGAAACGUGUAAACUGUCCAGAAACCUUUUUCCAUCAUUUUCUGUCUCCUUAUUGAACUUCCAGCCGCGAAUCCUGCCGUGUUUCCUGUUUCUGAUCUCGGUUUACGUGAUCAUCUACAACGCCAACUGGAGCAAGAUCGCGUCGACGUGGACCUGCCUCGGCGUGACCUGCGAAUUGACGACCAAUCUCUGGCUCCCCAUCGGUUUCUUCCUGCUCUGCAUGGGACUUCUCGCAACGGCCUUUGCGGAGAACAGCUACUUGGUCAUCCAGUUCGUCUACAGCCUAUCAAAACUUGGCUUCACCCUCUUCUCGAAGCGCGCUCUGUCGCACUCAACCUUCUAUUCUAAAAAUGUUUUCAGAGUCAUAGUUUAUUUUGACUUUCAGUUCUCCUUCUCUCAAGCUCCGCCUCUAAAUGCGCGAUAGACCAAACAGAGCAAGCCAUCCACAGCGCCUUUUUGAAUGACGUCAUUGCGUUAGAGAAAAUAAAUUAAAAAAAUUAAAUCAUGAGCUUGGAGCGGAAAAUAUAGUUCGGGACUCCACCAACCAGACACUAUCUCUUUUUUUAUCUGGUCAGGACCCUUUUUUCGACGGCUCAACCUAACCGUGUGUCAGCUAUAGCUAGCUGAAUCUGAAGCCAAGGUGCACUGGAGCGCGCUUUUUUUUCAGAAUUGGAGGGUGGAGGAAACAAAACUUCAAUCUUUCAUAAUACUCAUCUGAAAUCAAAAACGAAGACCUUCAGCCGACGUCCGCUGCUUCAUCUGAAGGUCCGAUCGGAGCUGGAGAAAUUCGACGGCUUUAAGAUGGGUCAGGUGACGGAGAAGUGUCUUCGGAACGUCACCUGGUCGUUGUGCGGCAUUUGGUGUCUCGAGCUUCUUUGGGUCUUCACCAUUCUCGCCUCCGACCACCCGAAAGACAAAGUCUUCGCUGGGUUUGUAUGAUCAUUCGUGUGAAAUUGUAAAAUUUUCGGUAUAUAUUCAUAAAAUACGAAGUUUCUGCAAAGUUGGUGUCAAUAUAAGCUAAAAAAUCAGAAAAAGGGUGAAUCAGAGAAAAAAAGAUGUUUCAAACCGAUAUUUUGAAACUUUCAAGCUCGGCUUUCCUGUUGUCCUUCGCUUAUUGCUUCAUUUCGGCGGCUCAAGGGAUCAUCACCUGUCCUUCGGUGUGUUCCAAGUGCUGUUCUGACAAAUAUGAAGUUUUGUGCAGACCUACGCGAAGGCCUCCCAUUUUUUCAUGGAACGUUUGCCGCCUUUUCUGGCGCCACAGUUCGAACCAGUGCAAUUCUGGACCCGAAAGGAACGACUGGCAAGAAAAGCGGCAAAGAUGAACAAGGAGCGGCCCGAGGGAACUGAUCCGUUUUCCGAUCCGGCUUCGGAGGUUUCAAGCUCGAAAAUCAGUUGAAAAUUUCUUUAGAAGGACAAAAUUUAUUUUUGAGGCUUUAUUGUGAUUUAUUUCAUGAAUUGAAGUGCAUGCUGAAAAAUAUGCAACGUUUAUUUCUGGCAGAGUGAGAUUAAUUUUUUUUUUGGUUUCAAAAUCAGUCUUCGCAAAUAAAUUCGAAAUGCUCUAGAUGAGCCAAUCACUAGUAGAUUCACUUCAACUUCAAAAAAAAUCGUGCCCCACGGAGAAUGGCUCGGCUACGGACCGGCCCAUAGAAAAUUCAUACUACCGAAAAAAAAAAAAUUCAUACUACCGAAAAAAAAGUUUUUUCUUGAACCUUUUCACAUGUUGUCAGAAAGUGUCAAUUCGUAAUUUUUUCAAUUUUCGGAAAUUCAGGAAUACAUUCCGGAAAAUGCGGUCGCCUACAUGGAGCAUCGUUGGAAACGCAAGGGCUCGGAGUUGUUUGAACAGAAAAUUCAAGUGGAGGAAAUUUUCACGGUUUAUUUUUGAUAUCAAGUUUUGAUACCCGAAUCGUUGCCGGCUUUUCACAAAUGUACUACAUUUUUAGUUUUAGUCCCCUCAUUUGAAAUGUGAGAUCCAGUGAAGUGAAGGUACAAGAAUCCCUAAGGUUGUAAGGUGUUUCCAAGGCUUCUCACCGUAGUUUGACGUCUGAAAGUUAUUUCAGUCGAAGUCAGCGCCGAACGGAACUCUUUUUUUUCGAUUUCUUUAAAACUCGCUAUUCUUCUGACCUUUGUAACAAGCUUGCUGUUUAUUAACAGUUAUUUUCAUUUAGAAUAAUAUUUCAGACUCUUCUUCUCGGGGAGCUCAAAUCUCUGAGGAAAAGCAACGCGUCGCAUUUUCGAGACGUCCAGAUAAUGUUUUCCCACAAAUUUUCGAAUGGGUUCAUUUUGGACACAAUUUUAGGCAUUUAUUCGUGCAAUGGAAGCAAAAAGUGAUGCAGAAAGGGCCGGAGAAGUACUUCCAGCAUGUUUGAAAGUUCAAAUAUUCCUUGGAAAAAGACAAAAACGCUCAGAAUAUCUCCGUGAUUUUGGAAAAAACGAGAUUAUGUACGGUGGAUCCGGACGGGAACGUCGAACUGCGCGAGUUUUUCGUCGUGCCGCCGAUUUCGCCGGUCUUUCUACGCCCCGAUGUACUGGCGCCUGUUUUUGGACUUGAACUUGUUCAAUUUUUCGGCUUCAGGAGCGCUUGGAACAGGAAGCGUUGAUAAACUGUGUGGAAGAGUUGUUGAAACAAGGCGAAGACGGGAAGCCAAGAAAACUUGAAAAUGGGUCUGUUUUUUUUCUUAAAUUUCAAAGAUCGCUCAAAAAAACAUGGAAACAUUCGUAAAGUAGAGUUAUCAGAAGGAUUAAGCUGGGAACUCCGUGGCCGCACUUGGAAUGGCUUUAGGCAUUAAAGUUGCGUUACGGCUGGAAUAGUGUCUUUAGCUGACUUCAUAUCCAAUAGCUUGCUCUAAUUUUUGCCGAGAACCUAAAGUAUCUUUGUUUCUUGCACAAAACUUUCUGAGUUUCGAUUGCCUAUGCUCCCUCAAAAAUCCCCAUAGCGAAUAUAUCAAACCGAUCAAAAAACGUCGCCAAAAAUUUCAGCGAAGGCGGCGACAUUGGCGAAAUCGACGCCGAAGAUUUCCUCCAGGCGGGUUUUCUCUUCAAUCUUUUCAUUGGCAAUCCGCGAAAAAAAAGAUCGAAAAACACGAGAAACGGUCGAAACAAUUUUUGCAGCGGUCGUUCGUCGCCGCUCGCCGACAAGUUUCCGAAGGACACAGUUUCCUUGAAGCCGCCCAGAACCUUUGA
Messenger RNA from Caenorhabditis auriculariae, 7519 nucleotides. The record is from the annotation of a GenBank genome assembly. NCBI's taxonomy places the organism in Eukaryota, Metazoa, Nematoda, Chromadorea, Rhabditida, Rhabditidae.